AUUAUUAUAGACCAAAGCUCUUAUGGUCUUUGUUGGACCCCACAUAACCACUGUCAAUCAAAUUUUAAUAAUCUUUUUUAUAAAAUAAGAAAAAAGUUUAAGCCUUUAAGGUAUAGAAUUUAGAAAGAAAAAAACCAUUUCAAUCUCUUCCAACCUAAUUUCCCAUGGAAGAUUUUCAGAGAUCAAGGUCUUAUGCAAAUGGCCAAAUGAUGCAGACAGAAAACUACUAUGGACCACCUAAACCUUAUGAUCUCAGAAGCUAUAGUUCUUCCUAUGCACAAACUCAAAUGGGUCCUAAUGAUUUGAAGUUGAAGAAAGGUAAAAGCUUUUCAUCUGGGUCUUCUUUCUCCAAAACUUUGAGCUUUGCUGAUCCUGAACUUCAGAGGAAGAAAAGGGUUGCUAGCUAUAAAAUGUAUUCUGUUGAAGGUAGAGUCAAAGGGUCUUUUAGAAAGAGCUUUAGAUGGCUUAAGAAUAAGUAUUCACAAGUGGUUCAUGGUUGGUAGUUAUUUAAUUGUUGUUAACUUUGGUUAAUGUUUUUACCUUUUAUCAAUUAAGUAAUCUCAGUUGUGUUAUUCUUCUGAAGAAUUGUAGAUAAAUUAUUGAUGGUUUCAUAUAGGCUUUUCUUUAUACAUGUCAUAAAGUUACUUUAAUUAUUGGGAAUCAAAUUAUGUUGUUUUUGUUGUUUGGGAUUUUUAUUUUGUCAUGAAAGGGAUGGAUCAAAUUAAUCAUGUGUGUACUGAUCUUUGUAUUUCUUAGAUUUCUGUAAUCUGUACCUUUUGAAUAAUCUAUUUUUAAUAACAUUAUUAUCAUCAAUAUGAAUUAUGAUCA
Molecule: messenger RNA, 828 nt
Organism: Cicer arietinum (chickpea)
Lineage: Eukaryota; Viridiplantae; Streptophyta; Magnoliopsida; Fabales; Fabaceae
Source: RefSeq, a predicted model, not a curated record